AUGGCUGCAGUACGUUCCAAAGAGGGUGGCGUCGUCGUCAACAAGCGGAAGGUCAAUCGGCACGACGCAUCGAAAUCGGCGACCACCCGGCCCGAGGCUCACGAUGCGCGCGACAGAGCCGUUCCCAAGCUGCCGAAGCCAUUGGGCCCGAAAGCCCGUCGAAUCAUCACGAAGAAGACCUCAACCCUGAUGCGAAAGCGUAACAAGCUCGACAGGGCGCUCCUGCUCCAGGCCUUCCGACCCGUCGACGAGCUCAGUGUAAACUACUGGCUGCCCCGUGAGGAAGUCCUGAGACAGUGCGAGCGCAUGGCCAGCAGAGAGAGGGAUUACAUCAGGGCAAGAACAAAAGCGCUAGAGGAGAGAACGGCACUCUACAAUCAGGAUCCUUCCGAAGAGCGGGCGCUUGAUCUUAACCUGAUCAGGGCCCAGCUCUGGAGGUUCAAGCGGCAUCUUGGACCAUACUUGGAAGCUGCAGAGGAGCCAAGAGAAGAUGGCGAGGAUGAUGUCUCGUCUUCUGACUCUGAUUCAGAUUCGAGUGAUGACGAGUCUGAAUUGGUCCAGGACAAGGCCGACGACUCUACUUCCUCCGUGUCAUCUGAAGGCGACCCCUCGAACGGCAACGUGCACGACGAGAAGCCUUCUAUUGGUCUUGAUGGCGCCUUUGAUGACAUCCGGAAUUCGAAGAAGAGAAGGCGCAACGACGUGAGCGAGACCAGGAAGGAGUCGCAAAAGAGGGCGAGGAAGGAGCAAACUUCUGGCAGCACGCAGUCGGCCACCUCGCAAAGCCAGUCUAGCAAGGCCGCUGCGCCUAAAAGGUCCAAGGAGAUGGAGGACUUGCUCUCACAAAUACUCAACAACAUGUCUCAGACCAAAUCUUCUGAAGUCAGCAUUAAUGGUGCCAGCAAGGUUGAGAGCGAGGAGGGGCCGGCCGAGGCCACCACGACCAAGGGCACAAGCGAGAAAGCCAACCGGACGGCCCCGAAAACGCCGGCCAGCAGCAGCAACAGCAACGCCAGCGACGGAGACGUCAGGCCGUGGUACCAGCGUCAUGCUAAGGCCAUGCUUCGUCCCGACUUUGACGACUGCGUCCGCGAGCGGCCGCAUCGGAACCGACGUGGGCCCAAUUCGAAGCAAAAGCGUAGAGAGUAUCUCGUCUCCGGCGCCCUGCCUGUUCCUCAUCUUCCGAGCCCGAGGCCUAACAAGGCCAGGGCAAGAAGUGCGUCGACAGAUGGACCUUAG
Diaporthe citri is the source of this 1239-nucleotide messenger RNA. RefSeq lists its product as uncharacterized. Bases 1 to 1239 code for a protein of 412 amino acids. The transcript has a single exon. NCBI's taxonomy places the organism in Eukaryota, Fungi, Ascomycota, Sordariomycetes, Diaporthales, Diaporthaceae. The record is from RefSeq and is a predicted model, not a curated record.